This is a messenger RNA of Clarias gariepinus (North African catfish), 2568 nucleotides long. RefSeq names its product deleted in malignant brain tumors 1 protein-like. The record is from RefSeq and is a predicted model, not a curated record. The transcript has 12 exons. Bases 1 to 2568 code for a protein of 855 amino acids. Gene Ontology annotation, cellular component: membrane. Lineage: Eukaryota; Metazoa; Chordata; Actinopteri; Siluriformes; Clariidae.
AUGUUGAAAAAAGAUGGCGCUAACAUACGUCUCGUUGGUGGCAGUAACUCCUGCUCUGGUAGAGUGGAAGUCUAUCAUAAUAACCAGUGGGGAACAGUGUGUGAUGAUAACUGGGACAUGAAUGAUGCACAGGUGGUGUGUAGACAACUUAGAUGUGGUAAUGCUGUCAGCGCUAAUAAAAAUGCCACCUUUGGUCAGGGAAGUGGCCCAAUAUGGAUGGAUGAUGUUCGCUGUUCUGGAAGUGAAAGCAGCAUCACACAGUGCACUCAUAGUGGAUUUGGAUCACACAACUGUAACCAUGGUGAAGAUGCUGGUGUUACUUGUGCAGAGAUAUAUGGCGCUAACAUACGACUCGUUGGUGGCAGUAACUCCUGCUCUGGUAGAGUGGAAGUCUAUUAUAAUAACCAGUGGGGAACAGUGUGUGAUGAUGACUGGGACAUGAACGAUGCACAGGUCGUGUGUAGACAGCUUGGAUGUGGUAAUGCUGUCAGCGCUCAUCAAAGUGCUUACUUUGGUCAGGGAAGUGGACGAAUAUGGAUGGAUAAUGUUCACUGUUCCGGAAGUGAAAGCAGCAUCACACAGUGCACUCAUAGCGGAUUUGGAAUACACAACUGUAACCAUGUUGAAGAUGCUGGAGUUACUUGCUCAGGGACCAAUAAAAAACUAAAACUUCUUGGUGGCAGUAACUCCUGCUCUGGUAGAGUGGAAGUCUAUUAUAAUAACCAGUGGGGAACAGUGUGUGAUGAUGACUGGGACAUGAAUGGUGCACAGGUGGUGUGUAGACAGCUUGCAUGUGGUAAUGCUGUCAGCGCUCAUUACGGUGCCUUCUUUGGUCGGGGAAGUGGUCCAAUAUGGAUGGAUGAUGUUCGCUGUUCUGGAAGAGAAAGCACCAUCACACAGUGCACUCAUAGGGGAUUUGGAAUACACAACUGUAACCAUGGUGAAGAUGCUGGUGUUACUUGCUUUGGUACAGAAAACUCUUUACGACUCGUUGGUGGCAGUAACUCCUGCUCUGGUAGAGUGGAAGUCUAUUAUAAUAACCAGUGGGGAACAGUGUGUGAUGAUAACUGGGGCAUGAAUGAUGCACAGGUGGUGUGUAGACAGCUUGGAUGUGGUGAUGCUGUCAGCGCUCAUCAAAAUGCCACCUUUGGUCAGGGAAGUGGCCCAAUAUGGAUGGAUGAUGUUCGCUGUUCUGGAACUGAAAGCACCAUCACACGGUGCUCUCAUAGGGGAUUUGGAACACACAACUGUAACCAUGGUGAAGAUGCUGGUGUUACUUGCUCAGAUGGCUCUAACAUACGACUCGCUGGUGGCAGUAACUCCUGCUCUGGUAGAGUGGAAGUCUAUCAUAAUAACCAGUGGGGAACAGUGUGUGAUGAUGACUGGGACAUGAAUGAUGCACAGGUGGUGUGUAGACAGCUUGAAUGUGGUACUGCUGUCAGCGCAAAUCGAAGUGCUGCCUUUGGUCAGGGAAGUGGCCCAAUAUGGAUGGAUGAUGUUCGCUGUUCUGGAAGUGAAAGCUCCAUCACACAGUGCACUCAUACUGAAUUUGGUUCCCACAACUGUAACCAUGGUGAAGAUGCUGGUGUUACUUGCUCAGGUCUAGGAGUCAUUAGUGUUUUUUUCUGUAAUAAAUCAGGACUAAAUCAGAUCAGGCUGGUGAAUGGUACGAGUAACUGUUGUGGUCGAGUUGAGAUCCAGUACAAUAGACGUUGGGGAACAGUGUGUGAUCAUUCCUGGGACUUAAAGGAUGCAAAGGUGGUGUGUCGACAGCUUGGAUGUGGUAAAGCAGUCAGCGCUCCUUAUAAUGCCCGCUUUGGUCAGGGAAGUGAACCAACCUGGCUGGAUGAUGUUCGGUGUACUGGAACUGAGAGCUCCAUAGAUCAGUGCUCACACAGAGGAUUUGGAAUAGAGGACUGUGGACAUCAUGAAGAUUCAGGGGUCGUGUGCUCAAAUUUCAGCUUGUAUAAAGCUGGGACAUUAAUAAAGAAGCAAACUGCAGAGACUACAACAACAUUUACUCUGACUGUAGAUGAAUCACACCAGGGCCAGUACACCUGUGACUACACAUACAGGGAAAGUAACUCCACAUCAUCCAGGAGCAGCUCCAUUACCAUCACUGUGGUAAAUUUGCAGCAACCAAGUAUCUCCUUCAGUAAUGCUGAUGGACCAGAAGUAACAAGAGGCUACAGCUUCUCCAUCAUCUGCUCCACUGAACCUCAGUAUCCAGGAGGUUCCUUCAACUUGGAGCUCAGUGGAUCCAAUCUCAUCAAGACUCAAUCAACUAUUAAACAUGCAGCUGUCUUCCUUUUUUCUAAGGCAGAUUCUGUCCAUCAGGGAAACUACAGCUGUACUUAUAAAGUCAACGUGUCUGCACGCACCUUUACCUCCACUGUCAGUAAACCCCUGUUCAUCACUGUAAAAGCAUCUCAGCACCUGGCUCCCUACAUUGGUGUUGGAGUGACAGUAGGACUGCUUCUCAUCUUAGUUCCAGUCAUUAUGUACUUUGUGAAGACACAAAAAGGACAGACAUUUCGUGUCAAUAGCAAGAACACACAGUGUGAGUAG